UUUCCUUCUAAAUUUUGGGCAAAUUCUCCUUCAAAGGUUCCAAGAAUUGAACGACAUGUCGAAGCCCGUGUUCUUCUCCCUCAUCUUCGUAGCUUCCCUAUUCCAUCUCUCUCACGGAGAUGUCGGCAGUGCAACGUUUUACAACCCUCCCUAUUCACCCACUGCAUGUGGCGGGGGCGACCUCUCGCAGUUUCCGACGAACAAUCUAUUUGCGGCGGCUGGGGAGGGGAUAUGGGAUAAUGGUGCGGCCUGCGGAAGAAAUUACCAAGUUAGGUGCCUGAGCGCGACGGUGCCAAAGGCGUGCAUGCCGGAUCAGAUUAUUCAGAUCACAAUAGUGGAUCGUGCGGCGACGGCGGUGUCGAAGGCGGCCAGCGGCGGGAGGACGAUGGUGCUCUCGACGACGGCGUAUAAAUCCAUCGUUCAAGGAUCCACCUCCUUCGUCAACAUCGAAUAUCGGGAGGUUUGAAAAUUGGUGAAAGCAGAUGAGAAUAUGCAUGAUGUACGAGUGUAGGUUUUGUGUGGGAGUGGUCCAAAAUGUACAACUGUGAGGAAGAUGAAGUCCACGUGUUCGGUUUCCGCCAUUGACGCUUACACCUAAUUUCUUCUAUAUACUUUUUUAAUUCAAUCCCCCGCCUCUAUUUUUACUCUACUACAUUUUUACUAACUGUAUUUUGAAUAAUAAAACAAAAUAAAGCAAUAUCUUUUUACAUAUUAA
Momordica charantia (bitter melon) is the source of this 715-nucleotide messenger RNA. RefSeq names its product putative EG45-like domain containing protein 1. NCBI's taxonomy places the organism in Eukaryota, Viridiplantae, Streptophyta, Magnoliopsida, Cucurbitales, Cucurbitaceae. The record is from RefSeq and is a predicted model, not a curated record.